GGGGUGAGCGGAUGAGACAGCAGCAGCGCAUGAGAGAGAGAGAGAGAGGCGGCAUCACCCAGACAGACAGAGGGAGAAGGAGAGGAUAGACAGCAGGCUCGUCUCUCCCUCAGACAGAGCUGGAAGGAAAGCAAAGGGGAAUGAGAGAGCGAAGCAAGAGGAGGAGAGGAAGACAAUGAAGGAGUGCCGUUGUUCAGCCCUGCCAUUCUGCUGUUUCACAUUGAACUGAGACGGAGAAGAGAGGAGGAGGACAAGCUGAGGAGAGGAUAGAUGGAGAGGAUAUGAGAUCUGGCAAUGACUUAGUGAUUUAAACGAGUGGGAGAGAGGAGAGAGAGGGUGUUUAAACAUGAAUAUGGUUCUGAUGUGAAUAUGGAGCUCUGUUAAUACCAUACUACGGAUAAUCACCUCUACUCUGUCUAACCCAAAAUAAGGAACAAUUGUUUUACAUUUUUCAUUCAGUCUUGAAGCAAAGGAAGAGUUCUCAAGAAUUUAUUCACAACUCAAAACAAUUAUAGGUGGAAAAAAACCUGCUCUGCAGAUUAUUAUACAAUCACCACCUUUGUCGUUACUUACCUAACAGUUAGGACUGUACAGGAAAACAUUCAGGUUGUUGUUAUGCAAUUUUUUUCUAAAGUAUUAGCUAUUGUGAUAGUAAAGUUUAUUGAUAUUAAUAUUGACUAUCAUAUAUGAAAGUAUUUCAUCCUCUGAAGCAAUAUAUGUUGUGUUAAUCCAUGUGUCCUAGCCAGAGUCUGGAAUCAGCCAGGUUGGGAUGUCAACAUUGAUUUGGUUUUAUGGCCGGUGCGAUGUGGGCCAAACUUUGAUCAUUUCCUGAGUGGUAUUGAUCCCUCCAGGAGUCUCUGGCAGGCCGACCGGCUGUGGUUUCUAUAGUUAGAUGUUAAAGACCGUAAUGGGUCAGUCUCCGCUCUGCUUAGCUGCUCCUGGGCUCUGAUUUGUGGAAGCAGUCUGUUAUCUUGUUGUCUGAGAUGUUUCUGCCGCCGUCAGGAUUUCUCAAUAUAGAUCCUGAGCAGGCUUCUCUUUCAAUGUUUGUUGCCACGGCAACUUGCAUGCGCCUAAGUCGGAGACAGACUGAGAUGUAAAGUUAUUUUGAGUCUUUUUCUCUUUUUUCAAAUACUGGUGCUGUUCUUUAUAUACGUUGCUGUCUAGGGUGGUGAUAACCAGGAGAAACAGUCCAGACAGGAACAGACUAGUGGUGGGGUGGUGAUAACCAGGAGAAACAGUCCAGACAGGACCAGACUACUGGUGGGGUGGUGAUAACCAGGAGAAACAGUCCAGACAGGACCAGACUACUGGUGGGGUGGUGAUAACCAGGAGAAACAGUCCAGACAGGACCAGACUACUGGUGGGGUGGUGAUAACCAGGAGAAACAGUCCAGACAGGACCAGACUACUGGUGGGGUGGUGAUAACCAGGAGAAACAGUCCAGACAGGACCAGACUACUGGUGGGGUGGUGAUAACCAGGAGAAACAGUCCAGACAGGACCAGACUACUGAUGGGGUGGUGAUAACCAGGAGAAACAGUCCAGACAGGACCAGACUACUGGUGGGGUGGUGAUAACCAGGAGAAAUAGUCUAGACUACUGGUGGGGUGUUAGUGUGUAGAACCUCUAACCUAUUUAUGUAAAUGUAGGCUCUGUCUAGAAUUCUAGACUGAAUUUGAUGCAGUGUUCUUGCUGGUUUGCCAUGAGGUAUAUCUCUCAUUCUCUCUCUUCAACUUCUGCCGUGCCAUCUUUGCUGGUAACUAGUGUCCUGACCGGGACAGGUGGUAUACCAAGCCGAUGUCAGAAAUGACUAAUCUGGAUUAUAAUCAGAUAAUUCUACAUGUGGACAUAUCAUUCACUUUGUACAGCUGUGGAACUGUGUAGUCUUAACUGGUAUCAUCAACUGUGUGUUGUUUAUGUGUUAGUGUAGUGGUGACUUUCUCUACUUGUGUGUGUUUUCUAUCUGUGUGUUGGAGAAUCAGGACAUCUCUUCAGGUAGAGGGCGCUGUACUCUGCACUCAUCUGACCUACACUGUGCUUUAUUCUGUGCACUAACAUCUGGCAGGGCGAGGGUUAAACCUGCUGUACUAGCAUUUACUAGUGUUAACCUAUGUUUGCUAACUGACCCGUUGGCUAUGUUUGUGACAUCUCGUCACUGUUAGCGACUGGUUCUGUCUGUUGCUAGCGCUGCAUUGCAUUCAAUUGUGAAACGCUAGCAACUCUAUACGUUCAUCUGUUUUGACAUUUAUAUUUUAGUCAUUUAGCAGACACUCUUUUCCAGAGCGACAAUAGAGUUGUGAGUGCAUACUUAUUCGUACUGGUCCCCCAUAGGAAUCGAACCCACAACUCUGGCGUUGCAAGCCUAAUACUCCACCAGGUGAGCCACACGGGACACGUUGUCUACAGCCACUAAUUGACCAUCGCGAUCUGACCAUCUAGCCUGCAUUUAGCAUUCCCCUGGUAGUGCUACAGCACGAGGACAAAUAGACAUUUAGAGCAUAGACUAUAAUGGAAGACUUUUGUAGUUAUGCGAAGACAGUUAGGCUGUGCUAAGAGCCUGCCGUAGGCUGUCGUAAGACCUUAAUAGCCCUUCAUAGCCCCUACAUAGCAUUUCAUAGCUAAUCCCAGUCAGUAUCCUGAUGUGUUCUGGUGCUCUCUGUCUGGGAGGAGACGUUAGCUAGCGAGUGCUGUGGCAGACCCUUUGGUGCUAGGCUGGUGUGAUCGAGCGAGCGUCCCUCUGUCUGUUGCUAGGCAGCCAAAAUCAAAUGGCUAGCUGGUAGCCCUCUGCUUCCAAACAUACAGGGCUUUAGCCGUUAGCGCUUGUUGUUGAAAGUCAACUUUCUCUGGUAUCAUCGUGUAACUCUUGGUACCAAAUUGUCAAUCUGUUACAAAGUUUUAUCUCAGUGGGUCAAACCUGGCAGAGUAAUGGUUAGAACAUGUGUAAAGUGCUGGAAACAACACUGAUAUGUGAGCUGACAAGACCCUGGAGAUAUAUUCCAGGUUCAACCUCCACUAUUCAGUCCUGUGAGCUGACAAGCCCCUGGAGUUAUAUUCCAGGUUCAACCUCCACUAUUCAGUCCUGUGAGCUGUGUCUUGUGGCUGGAGACUGUUCAUGUUAGACAUCUUUAGUUCUCUUUGGAUGGACUAUGCAGAUUGUUCAGAUUGUAGUUAGCUCAGUGUUUCUAGUUAGCUCAGUGUUUCUAGUUAGCUCAGUGUUUCUAGUUAGCUCAGUGUUUCUAGUUAGGUUAGUACUGGACCGUACUGUGCAGUGUUAAGAAAUACACAUGCUUCUCCCAGGUAACUGACUAUUGGCUUGGCUUGUUUAAACAAGACUGUUUCUGUGGAAUCGAUAAAGAGAGAGAGAGAGGGGAGGGAGGUUUAAUUAAGUGUAAUGACUAGGUGAGGGAGUUCUCUAACAAGCCUCCAGUACCAUUCAGGUCUCAUUAUCAUCAAAACAAUCGCACCGGUGGUGUCAUCAGCCAAUGACCUACAUUCUCUCUUGUUACAUCAUCACUGUGUGUGUCACUGUUUCUGUAACCAGAAAGAGGCAACUUCUCCAACUCUAGCACUUCUGGUGCUAUGGUGCUCCAGAACGUAUCCACUCUAACCAGGGCAGCAAUGUUCUAGAACAGCUCUACCUACGGUUUUAGCCAUAUCAGAAACUUCAGUCAGGGACAAGCCCAGCAUCUGGUCUUUUUCUUAUCUAGUGGUGUCUGUUACUAGGUUAUGUGCAUUGUAUAGACUCUGGCUGUAGUUAUAGAGUGAGUGUGGAGAGAGACAGACAAUCUUUGAAGUAGAGGGACUGUUUAAGAGGACAGUCUGGAGAACGGGAAAGGAGACGAGGAGGGGGGGGAGGGGGAGCGAGAGAUCAUUUGGAAGAGAAGGCAGGAAGUGGUGGAGCGAGAGAAGGAGGAAGUGCAGCGGCUACUGAGGGAGGCACAGAAAACAGUGUGGAGGAGGAGAGAGGGAUUCCAGGAGAGGAUAGGAGAGGACAAGCUGAGGGGAGAGAGAAGCGCAGAGAGAGGGAGAGAGACUGCACAGGAGGUGAUCUGGAGGAAGAGAGAGGAAGAGGGGGAGAAAGCCAAGGCCAUCCAGAGAGGACACGAGACCAUCUGGAGGAAGAGGGAGAGGGAGUGAGGAAAAGGGAGAGGGAGUGAAAGAGUACAGAGGAGGAAGAGUUAAAUGACUUAGGAGUAUUCUCCAGCAGCCUUGGAACCUGAAACAAAGCUGCUCACAGGAGAGCAAGAGGGAUACAGAGAGAGAGGAAUAAAAAGCAGGAGGGAUAGAGAGAUUUUCCCUGCCAGAAUUGGUGUUUGGCCAUAGAUCAGCAGGUCUUAACAGAACUUUGCUAUAUUAAACUCUGCAGAUAAUCUUACUCUGUUGUAUCAACCCGUGUGUGUGUGUGUGUGUGUGUGUCCCUUCUGAUCUACUCGUUGGCAGCUGAUAAGGUUUUUAUGGGCCCGUGUCAGGCAAGAGAGGCUAGUGAGCUACUGCCCCGACAGACACGCUGAAACGCGCACACACACACCACAGACUCACACACUCUGUGCCAUUUACUGGCAGUAGAGUAGGUUUCUACUCCAACACAUGCUAACAGACACAUGAGGGUAGGCCCCUUGAUGCAGUAACUCAUACCACCUGAGUGUCUGUGUCUAUAGACAAUCACAUUCUGAGGUUGUAUGUGGAAUCUCCAUGGUGCUCAAAGAUGAACAACUGGACUUAAGUGCCAUGCUACAUUAGUUGACAUGCUGAUGUGCUCAAACAGCAUUUUUCAGAACAGGUGCUACAUACAUGAUCACACAAAUCCUUUUUGAUUCUGUCUAUUGGGAAGUGGCAUUCAUUUCUGUGGAUUGAAAGUCAUAAAAUGUUGUAAGACUGACAGUGUAGACACCAAACAACUGAGUAUCACUCCAUCAGUGUGCUGGGUUAGACUCUUAGAGAGUGAUACCCUCUGAUCUUCAAUCGCUCCUCUUGCUGCUCUCCUCUGUCUUGUAGAUGAAGGUGUUUCUUGCUCAGUGUCUGCUGCACUGCCUGACAAUGACGGGAGGAUAUAAAACAGGGCGGACGGAUGGACAACGGUCACUGAGAGGGAAAGAAAGACCAGUGUGUUUUUGAGCGAGAGACUGAUAAUACAGAGAAGGAGAGAAUGAACCACCGUUGUUGUUUAGACUGAAUCACACCAGAGUGUGUGGACUUGUUAGAGAAACACUGAAAUAACAUCGAACAUCUCAGAUCCAUGAUGGAGCUGAUCCCUAAAACUAAGUAUACUCACUUCCGGAGUGAAUCUCUCAGUUCGAAUGACGAUACCAACUCCAACCCUUUCUCCCUCCCCCCUUCCACUCCCGCAACCCCCCUCACCCCUCCUGGGCUACCCUCCUCCCUCUCCUCCUCCUCUCUCACCCCCAUCCUCCCCCCUUCCUCCCCCCGCCGGGCCGAGAACAGCCCCACCACGCUCUGUUCCUUCUUCCCCAGGAUGGGAGCCCUUCGCCUGGGCAUCUCUGCUACUCUACUCCCAGGCCUCAAGGUCUCCAGCAGGCCUCAGCAGGCUCAAGCCCCCAUGGGGUCUUCAGGGGGUAACAGUUCCAGCUCUCACUCCUCACCCCCUCCCUGUCUAACAGCCCCCUCUCCCCCCCAUCGCCCCCCUCUGCAGGAUAUGAACCGGCUGGGUGGGGCGUCCAGGAGGGCGCGGGUGGAGGGGGGGCAGCUGGGGGGAGAUGAGUGGACACGCCACGGCUCCUUCGUCAACAAGCCCACCAGAGGAUGGCUACACUCAGACCAUGUGGUCAGCACCACUGGGGUUGCCUACUCAGUACGGUAUAUGGGCUGUGUGGAGGUGCUACAGUCUAUGAGGGCGCUGGACUUCAACACCAGAACUCAGGUCACCAGAGAGGCUAUCUCAGUGGUGUGUGAGGCAGUGCCUGGAGCCAAAGGAGCCCAACGCAAGAGAAAGCCGUCGUCUCGCUGUAUGACGUCCAUUCUGGGGAAACGUAACCUGCAGUUUGCUGGGAUGACCAUCAGCCUGACGGUCUCUACCAGCAGCCUCAACCUGCUGGCCUCCGACUGCAAACAGAUAAUUGCAAAUCAUCACAUGCAGUCCAUCUCUUUCGCUUCUGGAGGAGACCCAGACACAGCAGAGUAUGUAGCAUACGUGGCCAAAGACCCAGUCAACCAGAGAGCGUGUCAUAUCCUGGAGUGUUCGGAGGGCUUGGCCCAGGAAGUCAUCAGUACGAUAGGGCAGGCCUUCGAACUACGCUUCAAACAGUACCUGAAGAACCCCCCCAAACUGGUCACCCCCCAUGACAGGAUGGCUCCAUUUGACGGCUCAGCGUGGGAGGAAGAGGAAGAUGAGGGAGCACCGCCCCCUGCAGAUGUUCCGUACUAUAAUAACUUCCCCGGGAAACAACCUCCUCCUGGGGGACUGGUGGACAUGAGAGCCCGCCCUGGGGCUACGCUGCCCUAUGGACAGCCGGGUCAGAAUGAUAUUCACAAGCAGCCGCUUCCCCCUCUACCAAUGGGAGCAAAGGAGGGAGGGCGGGAACUGUGUGAUGACCCCUCAUACGUCAAUGUGGAUAAACCCCGCCCCGCAACAGCUGCAGCCAAUGGCAAUACUCACAGAGAUGCGUUCGACAUGAAGCCAUUUGACGAUUCCCUGGGUGUAUCAGGUCUGGGGGUCUCAGCGGCGCCCCCUCUGGUAGAACAGCUGCAGUGCGAGGCCUGGUUCCACGGCAGCCUGAGUCGCAGGCAGGCUGAGAGACUGCUGACCCGUGACGGAGACUUCCUGGUCCGAGAGUCAGGCACCACCCCUGGACAGUACGUCCUGACUGGACAACAGGGGGGUCAGCCCAAACACCUACUACUGGUCGACCCAGAGGGAGUGGUACGUACCAAAGACCACCACUUUGAGAGUGUGAGCCACCUGAUCAGUUACCACAUGGACAACAGACUGCCCAUCGUAUCAGCAGGCAGUGAGGUGUGUCUACAACAACCAGUGGAGCACGGGGCCUGAACACACACACACAGCAAUGCAACACACACACACUCUCAGAAACACUACACACAUAAGCAGUGCUGACAACAUUAAGGAAAGCCAAAAAAAACUCCUCUAUCACUCUUUCUGCCAAAAUCAUUUGCUCUCUGCUUUUCCUCACACCCUUCUCUCCUCCUGGACAACUCACUGUUACCUCCGUGAUCCCUCCUUCUGUUUAUCCUUCCGUCAUCGAGGUCCACUCUCACCAUCCCUCCAAAGAACGUGGGAGUAACACCUAGAAACACUAUUUUCCGUCUCAUUGGGACAGAAAUUAAUACAAUUUAGUAAAAAAACGGAGCAUUAUUAAUUAAAUCAUGCCAUUGUAUCAUUUCUGAAUGAUUCUAUCAUAGUAAAGGAGGUCUGUGCACCUUGGAGGGGAGGAGUGAAACGUAGAGAAAGGAAUGGAGGGAUGGGGGAGAGGUCUUGAUCCAGACAUGGCAGAGGAAACAGUUUCUCUCACCGUCAGAGAAGCACUCCAAAGACUUGUCUGAUGAUUGGAUUCAUCAGAGAGCUCAGACAUGGACCCUCCAAUCAAAUAUCAGUGGAACACAUGAAUAACCAAUCAUGACUGAGAUCAGGCCUCCUGUUAAUAUGCAUUGACAUUUUUGUGUCCACACCAAUCAGGGCCCUCACUUACCAUCAAGCCCCUUCCAUUAAAAUACCUUUCAUCUUUGACCAUUGACCCUGAGUGAUACCUGGUGAUGUCACGGAGGAUGUCUCUGUAUGCAAAAAGGGGGUUGCUAUACCAACAACCAUUGUCUCCGUCUUUCCAAAUAUGGACAAGGUUUCUUUCCGGCCUCCGAAGGUGGAGUUUGAUAAAAGGAUGUCCGACAUCCGCUUGUCUGUCUGCAUGGGACUGGUCUCCCCGUCCGUCUGCAUGGGACUGGUCUCCCCAUCAGUCUGCAUGGGACUGGUCUCCCUGUCUGUCUGCAUGGGACAGGUCUUACCUUUCUGUCUGCAUGGGACUGGUCUCCCCGUCUGUCUGCAUGGGACUUGUCUGUCUGCAUGGGACUGGUCUUACCUUUCUGUCCUGAUCAUGACAAAGAAAGUGGACUUGGUUGGACUGGGGCGGCAGAAACCAUGGAGAUGACUCCAACACCGACAUACAGUGUGCUCGUCUGUAUCUGUCGUGUACUUUCAUUGGGAGUAUAGUGUGUUUACAUAGAGAGGGAUGGAGAGAAGACUGGGAAGGGGUAGGAGGCCGGGGGGAGGUUCCACAUCUAGAGAUGUCAUCAGACCUAGACACGAUGUCAUCUGAAAGAGCUCAAAACCAAUUCUAUGACGAUGUCACAGUCAACCCAAAUGCGGCUGUCACAAUUUAAUCGGUGCUGUGUUGGAAUCGUAGUUCGGAUUAAUGCCAAUAUUUUCUUGCUUUUCAAUGGAUUUGUUGUUAAUAACUGUUUGCCUUGACAAUCUAUGGCCAUGUCUCUGUCUGGACGGGUGGGGGGUGGAGAGGUUGGGGGGCAUACUGGAUGAAGUGUGUUUAAUGCCGAAAGCGUUCGGUCCAGAGCAUUCAAAACAUAUAUUUUAUCUCCUCCCCAAAUGUGCUGCAACACUUGGUCAGGAGAUUAGCGUUUAGCGUAAGCAUUAGUGUGUAAUGUUUCUUCUCAGCUCAUAGCAGGGAAAACUGUUCAGCGCUGUUCCCAACAAAAUCUGGGAGUUUGGCGAACGUUGGUCAGACGUUGGUCUUUGACGUGUUGUUUUCCUUGGUAUUAGAAGAUGGUAGAGGGAGAGAACGUGGAGGAAUCAUCCUCUCCCUCCUUCUCUUCAUGAUAUUUUUUGUAUCUUUUACUCGUGCCUUAUUUCUUCGAUGCAGUCACUUCACUCCAGUGCAGUUUGUCACCUAAUGUACUGUGCUUAUUCUACAGUCAGUUGAUGUACUUAAUCCAAAUGUAGUGGACCGUUGGAUCCUGUCACAUGGUCUCUGUCCAUCAAAGACUCUGCAAAAAGGACACUGACUCUCACCACCCAGGUCCAGUGAUGCCAAUCCGCUCCUCUAUUGCACAUUCAUUCUUACUUCCUGUUGUCACUUGUUGUUGUCACGGUUGCUUGAUGUCGCAGCUCUCAUUGGAGGGAUUUCCACUCCACCUGUAAAUAACAUCAGAUCUGAUUGGUUGGUUUGAGUUCUUGGUUCUGAAAUGAAAGUCUUUAUUGUUUAGAUGUUAUUAAUAACAUGGGUGGGACAGAACCAGAUACUGUAUUUCACAUGUAAUACCCACGGAAUACUUUUCUCUCUGAAUCCAAUUCAUUUUGAUUCUAGCCAAUGAACCAUGUCCAGGUUUUUGAGUGAGGCUGAAACCAAACUGUAAAUGUGGAAGUGAAGAGUAAACUGGGAUCUGCCACCUGCUGUACAAAAUAUUUCUGUCUCAUCAGUAGGGUUGCAAAAUCCUGUGGUUUUCCAGAAAUCCUGGUUGGAGGAUUCACAGAAUUCCUGUUUAUUCGCUCGUGUAAUUCUAGGAUUAUUUUAACCAGGAUUUCUGGAAAACCGGGGAAUAUGGGGAAAGUUGUCUGAAUUUUGCAACUCUAGUCAUGAGAAAGGGCUCUUUGAGCCUGGACAGGUAAUUGUUUUCAUCUUUCUCAUCGUGCUUGUGUGUGUGUUGUGAGAGAGGAUGUGUGGAUGAUCAGAGUUUAUGGUUAGGAGUGUAGGGGGUUGUGUAGUUCUUACAUGGUGGCACUUGUGCUCUGUGUGUGAGGCCUUUGCUUCAUUCUGUCACAAACACACAGACUGUUAGACACAGACUGUUUAAGUGACUAUAGGUCCUGGAUAGGCAACAAGAAAACAAGUAUACAAGCCCCAAGAUGUGUGUGUAAAAGGAAUCAUCUAUCCUCUACAUAAUUUGUGAAGCAUUCUAGCGUUGUCAUUGUUCAUCACAGUUGCCUUUGUUGCAUGGAAAUAAUUUUUUUACAGUUUCUAUAUUGUUGUUUUGAUGUACUUUUUAAUUUGAGUUUUGAAAGCCAAAGGGUUAUUUUCAAUUAGCCUUCACAAAUAUUGAUUUAAUUUUUUACUUUUUACAGUUCUGUUGUUCUCUUGUUCUUUUCUGUUUACACCUGUACCUGAAAUCACAGAUUGCAUAUAAAUGCAUAUGUCAUGAAUCUUUCUUGGUGAGUUUGGCUUUAAAAUGCAGUUUCUGGAUUUACACUUUGGUCUCCUAUGAUGUGUUUUCUUAAAUGUUGAUUCAUAACUAUUAAAUAGAACAUAUCCCCUUUA
Molecule: messenger RNA, 10233 nt
Organism: Oncorhynchus masou masou (cherry salmon)
Lineage: Eukaryota; Metazoa; Chordata; Actinopteri; Salmoniformes; Salmonidae
Product: SHC-transforming protein 1-like
Biological process (GO): intracellular signal transduction; cell surface receptor protein tyrosine kinase signaling pathway
Cellular component (GO): plasma membrane
Molecular function (GO): receptor tyrosine kinase binding
Source: RefSeq, a predicted model, not a curated record